This is a messenger RNA of Trematosphaeria pertusa, 1061 nucleotides long. RefSeq lists its product as uncharacterized. Lineage: Eukaryota; Fungi; Ascomycota; Dothideomycetes; Pleosporales; Trematosphaeriaceae. The coding region runs from base 125 to 817 and encodes 230 amino acids. The record is from RefSeq and is a predicted model, not a curated record. The transcript has a single exon.
CCGGCACGGCGAUGCGCUUCAGGGUCCUCAGGGGCUCUCACCACGUUCUUGUGCGACCUCCUGGCUCCCACGACGCCGCAGUAGAAGCUUUGCAAUCCCUACUGCCGUGGAAACAAACUCUGCGAUGCGUUUCCUGUUCCGCCCUGUGGGCCUGGCGAUACUCCGGCCCGUUCGCGGCUUCAGCGCACGGACCGCGCGAAGACUAUCGUUUCACGUCCCUGAAUCGCAGUCUCGCACGCUAACCCUCAGGCCGCUGCGUCGCAAUUUGAAGCCAGAAACGCUGAAAUUGAAAUUGCAUUUGGACCGAGUCUCUGCACAUCCUCACUUCACCAUCCGUCGCCGGACGCGCCGUCUGCAGCGCCUGCAGCCGGCCAGGAACCGCCCAGGUGCCUCAUCUAAGCGGCCCGCGACGCGAACAAGCGAUAUUAAAUGGCAAUCAGGGACACGAGCGCUACCACGGUCUCCCUAUUAUUCGCGCACCCACCGCGGGCGAAACGCUUCGAAGGAUCUGCAAUCUACUGUUCCAAAGUCCAGAGUCCAGCGUCCGCCCGUUCCCAGCUUCCAGAAUAGCGCUGCUUCCCCUCGAGCUCGCAAUCUGCCUGCAUCCGGCAUAUUCUCGGUCCUUGGGAAGUCUCAUUUGGACAAAUGCAGGAGGCCUCUUCUGGCGGAACAUCGCUACGGUCCAGACGCUGCCCCUCACGAAGCGAUGCAUGGCUUCGUACUCGGUCGGCCGGUGACGGGAACAAUACUCGACGCUGGAUUUGCGAUGCUCAAUAGCACAUGCGUCAUUUGUCGACAAGGCCAUGCAGGGUCGUAAGAGGCGCUGAUAGCAGCCAGCCAUGGCGGAACCUUUUAUGCCCGAUAGUUGAAGGCUGAGGGAACGAGAACGCCAGGUAGCCGAUACGUACAUAAGUGUCCGGUGAGGGGCACGCCCUCGCUGCUGCGGCACAGGUAGCGAGCGACAGUCGAAGUGUGGGUGCUCGAGGGGAGCCUGCUAAUCAAGUCACUGCCCGCCUCUCGUCCUCGCGCUGCGAUAGGGGAGAGGGGAGCACUGCGGCCAC